Messenger RNA from Erigeron canadensis, 1660 nucleotides. RefSeq names its product RNA-binding KH domain-containing protein PEPPER-like. Bases 106 to 1419 code for a protein of 437 amino acids. Gene Ontology annotation, molecular function: mRNA binding. The record is from RefSeq and is a predicted model, not a curated record. Gene Ontology annotation, cellular component: nucleus; cytoplasm. The transcript is spliced from 6 exons. NCBI's taxonomy places the organism in Eukaryota, Viridiplantae, Streptophyta, Magnoliopsida, Asterales, Asteraceae. Gene Ontology annotation, biological process: regulation of gene expression.
UUCCAAACACUUCCUUAAAUACCAAAAAUUGUGUUUUGUACCCCAAAAAAUAGCAACUUCCAAUCAAUAAACCCCCCAAACCCUAACACACACACACAGACUCUCAUGAGUUCAGUCAACGAACCCACCACAGAAUCCCCCGAAACCCACAUAGAAUCCCCCGAAACCCACACAGAAUCCCCCGAAACACACACAGAAUCCAUCAAUGCCGCCGUAGAAACCGAGCAGAAGGUGGAGCCACCGUUGCCGGAAAAGAAAUGGCCUGGAUGGCCGGGAGACUGUGUGUUUAGGCUGGUAGUUCCGGUGGUUAAAGUGGGAAGUAUAAUUGGAAAGAAAGGAGAUCAAAUUCGAAAGAUUUGUGAAAAGACCAAAGCCUGCAUUCGUAUUCUUAAUGCCCCUGUUUCCGUUCCUGACCGCAUUGUCUUAAUAUCUGGCAAGGAAGACACAGAUGCGCCUUUAUCAUCCGCUAUGGAUGCUGUAGUUAGAGUUUUUAAAUGUGUUAAUGGGUUCCCAGAGAAUGAUGGUGAUGGUGCAGCAACCAUCCCGUCCUGCUCAAUACGACUACUAGUCCAAUCGAUGCAAGCUAUGAGUCUAAUUGGGAAGCAAGGAUCUUCAAUCAAGACAAUACAGGAGAGCACUGGUUGUUCUAUUCGUGUGGUCCCUAGUGAGGAAUUGUCAAGGGUAUACACCAGCUCGGAUAGUAAAAUUGUGGAUCUACAAGGAGAAGCUCUAAAAGUUCUGAAAGCUUUAGAAGCUGUGUUAGGUCACCUAAGGAAGUUUUUGGUUGAUCGUAGUGUUCUCCCCCUGUUUGAAAUAGCUCAUGAUCCCUCGGCCACACAAGAACAUCAAUUGGAGACAUGGGCUGAAAAAUCCUUGGUGCAUACUGGUUCAUAUUCGCGGGUUGAUAGUCCUCUUUCAGUGAAGAGAGAAUCACUCUAUCUUGAUCGUGAAUCCCAACGAGAGUCGCGGUAUUCUUCAUCGGGGGUCUUAUAUUAUGGACGUGAAACUGGGUUAUCCAGGACACAUUCUCCUGCACAUGGUCGGACGAGUGCUUUCGUGACACAGGUUGCCCAAACGAUGCAAAUACCACUGGUUUAUACCGAUGCUGUUAUUGGUCUCGGAGGAAGGAAUAUUGCGUAUGUUCGUCAAACAAGUGGUGCUACUCUUACCAUUAAAGAUAGCCAAGGUUUACCGGAUGAAAUGACACUUGAACUAAAAGGGACAUUGUCACAAGUUCAGACCGCUCAACAACUUAUUGAGGACUUUAUAGACAACCACAAAGAAUCCAAACCAAGUGGUUAUGGCAGAAUGGAUCCAAGUUCUCGCUCUCAGUACUCAGAUUCAUCUUAUAGUCGACGUUCGUAUGACAAGUAUCGAACGUCUGGUGUAGACGAUGACUAUAGACGUUACAGAAUGUGAAUUGCAUCUGACAAAAGCUUUCUUUCUUUUAUCAUUUUCAUUCAAAGAAAAGUUGACGCAUCUUCAUCAUCCACAAUCUGGUCGUCUUGGAUUCUUUAUAAACAUGCAGUCAGGUUUAGGUAUAUGCCUGUUUGAUUAGGAAUCCCAUCGGAUUUCAACUCUGAGUAAGGUAUCAUUCGUGUACAAUUUGCAAACAAUUAAUGAACGAUGUUAAGAAAUUUCAUUUUUGGUUUUUCUACAA